AUGGAACCACCCAAGAGCAUAAGGGACGUACAGAAAUUAACAGGAAGGAUUGCGGCCUUGGGAAGAUUUGUUUCCAAGUCGGGAGACAAAUGUUUACCUUUCUUCAAAGCAUUAAAGAAGGUCAAGAACUUCGAGUGGACAAAAGAGAGCCAAGUAGCUUUUGAAGAACUAAAGAAGUACAUGGCAGAGCCACCUCUCUUAUUAAAGCCUAUUGAUGGUGAGAUCUUGUAUGUAUACUUGGCUGUUUCAGAACAAGCGCUGAGUGCUGUAUUAGUUCGAGUGGAGUUGAAAGUUCAAAAACCGGUGUACUAUGUGAGCAAGGUUUUUCAUGGAGCGGAACUCAAUUACUCGCUAGACUUCCCAACUACUAAUAACGAAGCUGAAUAUGAGGCUUUAAUAGCUGGGCUUGGAUUAGCCAGAACCCUGAGGGUAAGGAACUUGAAGGUCUGUGGUGACUCGAAGCUUGUAGUUUUCCAAGUGAAUGGUGAGUUUGAAGCUCGGGAAGACACAAUGGUUAGAUAUCUGAGGAUUGUAAAGACUCAAAUGGCACUAUUUGAAGAAUGUAUAGUAGAAUAUGUGCCGAGAGAGGAGAACACUAAGGCUGAUGCCUUGUCACAAUUUGAAUCCUCCGAUGAUGAGAUAUGCUCAGGAAGUGUUUAUUAUCAGGUUAUGAGAACCCCAAGCAUCGAUGCAAAAUUGGUUGCUCCAAUUGACACGGGAGCCACCUGGAUGGAUGAAAUCAAAUUGUACCUGGAGAAUGGUCAUCUACCAACCAAUGCUGACGAAGCACGAAAGUUACAGGUAAGGGCCCUUAAGUAUGUCCUCAUUGAGGGGAUCUUAUACCGGAAGUCAUUUGUCAUCCCUUACUUGAGGUGUCUAAGGCCGGAUGAGGCACGGGAAGCCCUUAGGGAAGUUCACGAAGGGGUAUGUGGCCAACACCUGGGAGGAAGGGCAUUGGCUCAUAAGGCCACCCGACUUGGAUUUUAUUGGCCAGAGAUGCUUAAACAUGCCCAAGAUUAUGUGAAAAGGUGUGAUCGUUGUCAAAAGUUCGCACCAAUAGUACGACAGCCGCCUGAGAUGUUGACAUCUAUUAAUACUCCUAUCCCUUUUGCCAUGUGGGGAAUGGACAUCCUUGGACCAUUCCCACUUGCUAGUGCACAAAGGAAGUUCUUGUUGGUAGCCAUUGACUACUUUACUAAGUGGAUUGAGGCCAAACCAUUGGCCAAGAUAACCACCAAACAGGUUGCUCAGUUUGUAUGGGAGAAUAUUAUCUGUAGGUAUGGAAUACCGCGAAUCAUGGUGAUAGACAAUGGGACCCAGUUCAACAAUGCUGAGUUCAAGAAUUAUUGUGAAGAUUACUCAAUUGAACUACGCUUUACCUCAGUUGCUCAUCCUCAAGCUAACGGACAGGAUAAUCCUCGAUGGACUGAAAAAGAGAGUUGA
This is a messenger RNA of Daucus carota subsp. sativus, 1443 nucleotides long. RefSeq lists its product as uncharacterized. Gene Ontology annotation, molecular function: RNA-DNA hybrid ribonuclease activity; nucleic acid binding. Gene Ontology annotation, biological process: DNA integration. Lineage: Eukaryota; Viridiplantae; Streptophyta; Magnoliopsida; Apiales; Apiaceae. The coding region runs from base 1 to 1443 and encodes 480 amino acids. The transcript is spliced from 2 exons. The record is from RefSeq and is a predicted model, not a curated record.